Messenger RNA from Aspergillus campestris IBT 28561, 1077 nucleotides. RefSeq lists its product as uncharacterized. NCBI's taxonomy places the organism in Eukaryota, Fungi, Ascomycota, Eurotiomycetes, Eurotiales, Aspergillaceae. The transcript is spliced from 6 exons. Bases 1 to 1077 code for a protein of 358 amino acids. The record is from RefSeq and is a predicted model, not a curated record.
AUGUCACCUGCGAUGGGGACCAAAGCUUACGAUGAGGAGACCUUGGGGCCCAUGGUGCUCGCUGUCAUGUGGCUGUUCACCGGCCUGGCGAGUAUCUGCGUCUUCACCCGCCUGUAUAUCCGGCUACACGUGCUACGAAACCCGGGCCCAGACGACUGGAUCAUUAUGAUAUCCAUCGUCAUGGGGUGGAUGUAUUGCGCCCUGACGACAGAAGCCGUCACAUUAGGAUACGGGCGACACACAGCCUCGAUACCGAUCGAAGAAGCCCAGACAGCCCUCAAGUGGAACGAGGCUGCCUUUGUUUUCGGAAUCGUCUCGUUCGUUUUGCCUAAGCUCGCCGUGGCUGCUCUGCUGGAUCGACUCCUGCUUCCUAGGACCCUCAACCGCUGUAUCAUUUGGGGCCUGGUGGGUGGGCUGGCGGUGGUGGGCAUCGUGAACAUCUUCAUCUAUGUGACUAUGUGUGAUCCGAUCCAAGCGCUUUGGAAGUUCACUAUGGUUGCGACUGGGGAGGCGACUUGCAGGGAUAUCUGGAUUUUGAUCAAUUAUGCUACGUUUACCAGUGCCCUCUCGGUUUUUGUCGAUUGUUACCUCGCAGUAUUCCCGAGCUUCGUUCUUUUCAGUUUGAACAUGUCCCUGCGUAAGAAGAUUGGGUUGAGUGUCACCAUGGGACUGGGCUUCUGCGCGGCAGGAGUUGUGGUUGUCAAAUGCAUCCAACUCAAAUCACUCGCCAACCUCAGUGAUUCCACCUACAGCACCGUCUCCCUCGCCAUCUGGACAAGCAUCGAAGCCAACAUGGUCGUCAUCGCAAGCUGCGUCCCCUGCCUCCGCCCCCUCCUAGACUUCAUCACAACCGGCUCCUGGCACACGAAAUCCUCCCAAUCCCAGGACGCCUCAACAUGGUACGGGGCGAAACGCUCACGCAUCUCAACUAGCAUCACCAAGGGGCCUGAAGCUGCGGACAGCGAUUCCCAGAAAAACUUCAUCAUCCGGCGUACGACCGACGUGGAGAUUCAGUUCGAGAUGCAGACGUCUGUGGCGCCGAAGCAAAGGCAACAUUUUGAUUUUGAGUUUAUUUGA